This is a messenger RNA of Cololabis saira (Pacific saury), 851 nucleotides long. It is a transcript of the gene nenf, whose product is annotated as neudesin neurotrophic factor. Bases 48 to 530 code for a protein of 160 amino acids. Lineage: Eukaryota; Metazoa; Chordata; Actinopteri; Beloniformes; Belonidae. Gene Ontology annotation, cellular component: endomembrane system; membrane. The transcript is spliced from 4 exons. The record is from RefSeq and is a predicted model, not a curated record.
GAAGUGAGUGAAAGUUUCCGCAGCAAAAUCCAAACCAGGAUCCUGCCAUGGCAACAGCGCAAGCUUGGAUCCUGUUUAUUGUGUUUUCUGCGACUGUAGCGGAAGAUAUUAAAUUAAAAUACAAACCAGCAACAAAACCUGUGCGUUUAUUCACCGAGGAGGAGCUGAGGGGACACGACGGCAGCGAGGAGGGCAAGCCUAUUUACAUGGCAGUAAAGGGAGUGGUCUUUGAUGUCACCACUGGAGAAGAGUUCUAUGGGAAAGAUGCUGCAUAUAACGCCCUGGUUGGGAAGGACUCCACCCGAGCUGUUGCUAAGAUGUCCCUGGACCCUGCAGACCUGACACCAGACACUGCGGGCCUCUCUGAAGAGCAGCUGGCGUCUCUGGAGAGUGUUUUUGAAGGCACGUACAAGGCCAAGUAUCCCAUCGUGGGCUACACGGCGUCACGAAUCCUCAACGAGGACGGAAGCCCCAACCAAAGCUUCAAGCCAGAGGACCAGCCGCAUUUUCACCUCAAAGAUGAGUUUUAAAUUUCAUCUCGCUUCUUUUUUUUAAUCUCAGAAACAAAGCUGUGCCAGCAAUUCUUGUUGGAAAUCAGCCUCAUUCAUUUUUCUUUGUGUAAAACCGUCCAGGAGAAGAAUAAGAUAUCGUUUUAUACUUGAAGUGACGCUAAUUGACUGGUUGCUGUGAGAGCUCGUCUCUUUAGUUCAACUCCUGUUAUAUUUUUAAAGGCUUUAAGAGAGAUGAUUUUUUUCAAAGAUUCCUUUAAAAAAUGUUAUAAAAUGUUCAAUUACUUGACACAUGACGUUGUCAUGUCUUAAUCUUCUUCCGUCCAUCAAUGAGUCAUUAUU